AUGGCAGACGCCAUGUUGCGCACCUCUCUAACACGCACCCUCGAUGGUACUCCACUUCCGUCCCUGAUGGCUUCAGUGGGUUCGAGCAGAUCUCCGCCACCGAGUUACCGCAGCAAGCGAUCCGCCGUGUAUUUUGCGCCGGAGGCCUCUUCUCGUACCAAAGAGAACUCGGAAAAAUCUCGCAAACACCAGCUACAACAAGAAAUAGAUCGGGCCAACGCGCGCUUACCGCCAAAGGAUACGAAAGGGUUAUUCAGAGCGGCAUGCUCCACCGAUCUGCUGUUCCUCGUGGAUGCCACUAACUCCAUGGGUCCGUAUAUCGAAGCUGCGAAGGAGCAAGUCAAGGCCAUCGUUGCCGAUGUAAAGAAAGCCUUUCUUGACGAGGCGGAGGUACGCGUUGCGGUCGUCAGCUACAAGGACUACGGAGUGACGCCGAACAUUGAAUUUCUGGACUUCACUUCCUCUGCGGAUCAGGUACGCGAAUUUUUAGACUGUCUGUGCCUGGAUUGGGGUAGGGACUGGCCGGAAGAUGUCCUCGGCGGUCUUCAGCAAGCAGUAAAUGCAUCGUGGAAACACCAGACACGCUGCAUUGUUCACAUCGGAGAUUCACCGCCGCAUGGGCGCACGUUACAUGACGGCCAGGAAUCGGACGAUCGGUACUAUCAUACUGAGAGCGAGCCUUGUGGCUUGACGCACGGGCCGCUGCUGCGAAAGCUCAUACGUUUGAACAUCAACUACGCCUUACUCCGUAUCACUACACAUACGGACCGCAUGGGCCUCGUGUUCGCCCGCAGCUAUGGGCGGGGCAACGCGAAGCUGCAUGCGAACAACAAAUAUCAUGGUAUACUUGACGCAAGCUUUGAAUCCAUGACUAACAGUCAGCGCAGCUCUGGCGCUGCAACCGCGCCGCAGUUUGAGGAGCUACAACUUGGUAUAACAUACAGUCAGCUUCGGCAUCUGGUAGUGAAGACUGUAACCAGCUCAGCCUCCCGAACGGCGGGCCGACUUUCAAUGGCGGUGUCGAGGGCCAUCAGAUCGGUCAAUCCAUCCACCAUCGAGGACCUCGCCGCCAUCCAUGAAGAGGACGACCAUGUUGGCCGGCGUAAUGACAGCAGUGAGGGAAGUGUGACACUCGAGAACCUCCCGCCGCAAUGGACCACUCCAGGAUGGCUCGACCUUCGUCUUCAGGUGGACGGAUUCUGUCCAGCCAUUGUUGUUCACAACGCCAAUACCUUGAGCGACAUGAUGGCGGACGACAAGAACAUCAAGCUCAAUGUUACGAGGUUGACUCUGUACGCUCGCUCUAAACCUUUCGCUGAAGGCUCGGUUCGGGUAGCUGCCUACGCUGGUACGGCUGCCUCCAGCGGCCGGUACGUGAUGAAGUCAUUCAAGAAGCAUGGGAAAGGUCUGGCCGAAGCGGCAGAAGACAUGCGGAUCCAAGCAUUGUGCAAAGCAUUCGCACUAGAGUUCAACGGUCUCCUGAAGGUGGACCCUCCUCUGGACUUUAUUGUCACUUCCUGCUUACAGCAUGCGCCGAACACAGCUGGGAGUAGAAAUGCAGCGUACCUGUCGCUCGAGCCCUUCAUCGAGGGGGACUACGUGAAGUACAACACCAACUCCGCUUAUGUCAACGAAGAGUUGGGGGAUGAUCCUUUUAACCAGAUGGCACAAGCCUUUUCGCAUUUCACUUUCGAACGCUCAUGGGGACAUUUCCUCGUCACCGAUCUUCAAGGAUCAGGCCAUCUGCUGACCGACCCUGCCAUUCAGACAAAGGAUCCCGAAAGAUUUAAGCUCAAUGAUACCAAUCUCAACGAGGAGGGCUUCAAGUUCUUCUUCGCAACGCACAAAUGCAAUGAUGUUUGCCGCAAAUUGUCUCUUCAGAGCAAUGCCGAGAUGCUCAUCUCCGGGAAGAUGGACUUCCGGGAGCAGUGGCCGGUCAUGGACCCGACUGUGUGCUGCUCCAACAACCUUUGCCGGAGUAUCAUACGCCUGUCCGAGGCUCAGGAGUCGGACAAGUUUCUAGGCCAUCAUUGGUGCAAUAGCUGCUGGCCACAGCUCGCAUCGUCCACAAACUCUCGUAUUUGCGUUGAGCUUGGUCCGCACCAUGAGUUCGAGGUGUCUGAGUUCUUCCUUGAAUCACAGGGCCAGCUUGUUCCCAAUAAAUGUCCUGAACAUUCCGAAAAAGACACUACGGAGUCAAGCGCUGCGGCCGUGGGUGGAAUGAUAUUCAGCAGGUUGAGAUCCGCUCCAUCAAUGACAGCUAUCAACGGGCGAAGCUAUUGA
Messenger RNA from Baudoinia panamericana UAMH 10762, 2283 nucleotides. RefSeq lists its product as uncharacterized. The record is from RefSeq and is a predicted model, not a curated record. Gene Ontology annotation, molecular function: protein serine/threonine kinase activity; ATP binding. Gene Ontology annotation, cellular component: cytoplasm. The transcript has a single exon. Lineage: Eukaryota; Fungi; Ascomycota; Dothideomycetes; Mycosphaerellales; Teratosphaeriaceae. Gene Ontology annotation, biological process: peptidyl-threonine phosphorylation. The coding region runs from base 1 to 2283 and encodes 760 amino acids.